AUGCCAGGUGAUGAACCCUUUGAAGACAAUGCAGCGCGGGGAGCAGAUGAGCACCACAGCGGCAAGGAGUCUGUAGGGGAGACAGCGGAAGACGAACAAAUUUCUCGCCACGCAUUCCACUCCACGUGGGAAGAAAUAUAUCAACGGGAGCUUCACAAUGCAGCUGCAAGGAAGGCGUACCAAACCACAGUUCAGUAUAAACGAAGUACUGUCAAAAGUCAAGCAGGCUGCAGGAGCACUAGGAGGAAUUGCAGCAGCAGAUGUAACAGUAGCAGCAGGAGCAGAAGCAGCAGCAUGAGCAGAAGCGGCGGGAACAGCGACCGUUCCAGUGAUAGCUCCUCAAUAGAUGGGGAGGAGUGGUUUGCCCCGGAGUGUGGCAAGAUACUAAGCUGGGUAUUAAACACUUUAAGAAGGCCUCAGAACCAUCCCUUGCAGCUUUAUUUCCGUCGAGCACAUGCACUCCGCAACGCGGAGUCUCCAGGGACUGGUGAAUGCAGGGGAGGCGCAUGCGACUGGUGCAGGGGAGAAGGGCCUCUGAUAUCCCAGGAGUUCACAGAGAUUCCAGUCUUGGACGUGGGGUGUGGGGGCGGUCAGUUCUUGGCGCGUCUCCGGCGUUGCGGCUUGAAACGGCUAGCGGGCAUCGACUACUCGCAGAAUGCAAUUCAGCUGGCCCGUUCGAACUUGUAUGGGGAGGGCAGCAGGAGCAGGAGUUGCAAUGCCAUUCACAUCUGCCUGAGGCAGGCAGAUUUGAGGCAUCUGAGGGCAGGCCAAACAGGGGGAAAGCUGAAGAAUGCCAUUGACAACUGCAUCUGCUGCUGCAGCAAGACACAAACCGCCCACAACGUCUCUGCGCAGCAUGAGACAGCAGGAAGAGCAAAUGACGAAGGCAGCUUGUCUCCGUGCUCGUGUGAACCGGCCACAAGUUUGCCACCCUUCCCCGUUGUUUUCGACAAAGGAACUUUUGACGUCUUCUGGCUUAUGCGCACCCCUGAGCUGUAUGUACAGUGCAUGCACAGGCUGAUGCCCCAGUACGGUAUUUUGUUUCUAACUUCCUGCAACUGCACCGUGGAUGAUCUGGAUUCCCUGUUUUGUGAGAAAACGGACGCAUAUCAAGAGCAGCAGCAGCAGCAACAGCAGGCGCCCACAACAAAGCCCCAGCGGGAGAACCAAAUGCCCGCUGGGGCUGCCCAUCCUGCUGUAGCUGGAGCAUCAGGUGCAUUAGCAUUUACGAAGUGCAGAGUGUCAGGCCCCGAGGACUUGUUAGGGGGAACGGACGAAAGAUACAACAGGACCAGCACAAAUCAUGGAAUGCCUUUCUUCGAGCGGCUUGGCCUACUACCUCAUCGUUCGUUCAAAUUUGGAGGAGUGGAAGGUCAGGUGGUGACCUCGGUAUUGCUUAGAAGGCUCUGA
Eimeria acervulina is the source of this 1410-nucleotide messenger RNA. Its product is annotated as Chromosome II, complete genome, related. The transcript has a single exon. The record is from RefSeq and is a predicted model, not a curated record. Lineage: Eukaryota; Apicomplexa; Conoidasida; Eucoccidiorida; Eimeriidae. Gene Ontology annotation, cellular component: cytoplasm. Gene Ontology annotation, molecular function: protein-lysine N-methyltransferase activity. Gene Ontology annotation, biological process: peptidyl-lysine monomethylation; peptidyl-lysine dimethylation. Bases 1 to 1410 code for a protein of 469 amino acids.